GGUGAUGCAUAUUUUACCAACCUAAAGUAGAAACGUCGGAAAAUGUCGUUGAUAAUAAUUUUUAGCCAAAGCAUUCAAGAAAAAAGAAAAUGAGUGGACGGUGAUGAGCAAUAAGUAAUCUAUUACACGUUUUCCGUUUUUAUUUAUUUUGUGUUGAUGUAACAAACUUCCUUGGCCAAAAUGGACGAUUGUAACGCUCAUAUUCACCCUCAAAGUUCUAUCUGUAGUGAUUCUAAUGGGGAAGAAACUUAUAAAUGUCAUGUGUCCACCGAAGCAGAUAGAAGAAUAUGUUUAAUAGGAAAUCUAAAAAAUGAUGCAGUUCUUCGUUCCGUGGCGGAAAGUUUUAAUGUACCUGUAGUUACUUCGGAAACUGGACAGGAAUAUCUCGAAGACAACAGUUGUUGUACAUUUUUUGUAAUUGAAAAUUUCGAUGGAGAUGUUUACAAUACCAUUUGUAAGUCAAAGCAAUCAGUGCUGGGCCCACCUGCAUUGCAACAAUUAGCCAAAAAAAACAAUAAGGAAUUACCUGACAACACAAGGCCACUGUUUAAUAUUGCCAUGAGGGGAGUUGUUGUGUGUUUUACGGGAUUUAGAAAUAAGGAUGAACUGACAAAACUAGUUCCCUUGAUCCAUCAUAUGGGUGGAUCAAUAAGGAGGGAUAUGACAGCAAAGGUGACACACUUAAUAGCGAACACAUGUGGAGGUGAUAAAUACCAGUACGCUUCCACAUUCAAAGUUCCUGUGAUGAAUCUUCAGUGGGUGGUCAGUAGUUGGGAGAAACGGUUGGAUUUAGAUUUUAGCGCCACUUUGGAUACAUUUGUUGCAAACUAUAAACUGAAAGCCUUCCAUGGUGCCAGAGUUUGCUUUUUGGGUUUUCCAGAAGAAGAAGAGCUACACAUGGUUGAGGUUUUGGUCGCCAAUGGUGGUAUGGUAACAUCUGCGGAUGACCCUAAUUGCACGCAUGUGGUACUGGAAAACUCGGAGGUGUUCGCGCUCGACUCAACAAGUGCCCAUCUUUCACCCAAAAUUACCUCUACCCUUAAGAACCUCCUAUCUGAACCGCCGCCCUCUCCCAAAACCCCCAAUAACAACAGUAUUCAUAAUUGCGCAACAAGCAAAAAUAGUAAAUGUUUGGAUACACUUUAUGAAGCAUCGCACAACGACGAUUUAGUAAGCGAAAUGGGCAGUAUAUGUUUUGAAGAUCAGUCCUUUAAUAUAAGCAAUAUUUCGUUUAAGAGGAAAAGAAAAAACGCGUCGCCCGAAUCGAAUUCGGAGAUAAAGAGGAAACGCGAGAAAUGUUACAGUGAAAGGAGGAGGAAAGUGUCUAACUUUUUCAAAACCCCAAUGAAUUAUUUUUCAAACCGACGACGUACCAUAGACGCCUCAACUUUCAAUCACUCAUUAAAUGACAGCAUCGUUUCCACGUCGGGUGUUUUUAAUGUCGAAACCAUCGAUAAUUUGAAUUCUUGCCUUAACAGCGAGGACGCGACUCCACAAGGUUAUACGAAUCGAUCGCGUAAGAGCCUCUUUUCAAGGACAUUCAGUUCAUCUCGGUUCAGCCGAACUAAGUCGAAAAAGUCUGUAAUGAAAUCCACAAAAUUAUCCGUCAACGACGAAAUCGACGGACUUGAACACAAAAUGAAUCACAGUUGUUUUGCGGAUAUUUCCAUGAAUUCCGUUCCCACUGAUCCCUGCGGUUUUAAUGGGCUUUCGGAUGGAAUAGCAAGGCCUUCAAGGACUACUGCUGCUCUUGCGGUGGUAGAUGAAUCUUCUAUCUCGGAAAGGCCAGAUGUACCACUUAGGGCGUUUGUUGUCAAAGCUGAAUGGUUUUGGACAUCAGUACAAAAAGAAUGUAGUCUUGACGAGAAAGAGUACCUGUUUGAUGACUAUAUUGAACACGCCAUAGUAACGCCAGGGGCACGGCGAGAUUCACAUGCUGCAACGCCAUGUAGUGCAAGCAGGCGAAAACGUAAACGAAUACAGGAAACACUUCAAUCAUUAGUACAAACUCAGUCUCCUGGCCUCCAUAAAAGAAGAUCAUCUGUGAGUGAUGCUGGACUUCUCUCAGUCUCGGGUUCUUUCUUGGAUUGCACUGCAAGCCCGGCUGAAAAGGUCAUAAUUGAUGGCGCAGAACCAGUGCUAGAAACCCCACGUAAGGCUCUAACACCAAGGCACCAAGUCUUCCUUGAACUUCUUCAAACUGAAUCGAAUUAUGUAGAUAUAUUACACACUAUUAUGAAUAUGUUUAAAAAACAUCUGGAGGACAUGCCAGAUGAAGAUGCUUUACUCAAUAAUACAGAAUUGAAUCUCAUUUUUGGUAAAUUGCCUCCAAUCUAUGAAACCCAUUUGAAAAUGUUAGAUGAGAUGAGGUGGUUGUCAGCUCAUUGGACAGAGGAUAAAAGCAUAGGCAACAUUAUAAUAAAAUAUUCAACCGAGUUACAGAGAGCGUACCCGCCUUUUAUCAAUUAUUUUGAAGAGAUGAAGGAAGUUUUAUCACGUUGUGACCAAACGAGACCGCGAUUUCAUGCUUUCCUGAAGGCAUGUCAGACGCGGCCAGAAUGUGGUCGUCAGAGCUUACAGGAACUUAUGAUCCGUCCUGUCCAAAGGUUGGGAAGUAUUAGCUUGCUCUUGAAUGAUAUUUUAAAGAAUACUUCAAAAACAAACCCCGAUAACGCAGCCCUUGAUCAAGCGCUGGCAGCUCUUAGAGAGGUAAUGACCCACAUCAAUGAAGACAAACGAAAAGCUGAGGGCCAAGUAACUCUUUUCAACAUCUUUAACGAUAUAGAUAAUUGCCCUCCGGACAUAGUUUCGUCGCAUCGUAGUUACAUAGCGAAAACAGAAGUCAUUCAGCUAUCAUCUUCAGAGGGUCUUGCUAGUAAAGGCAACAAUUUGGUUUUGUUCCUGUUUACUGAUCAACUGGAAGUGUGUAAGAAAAAGAAGACCUUCAACAGUAUGAAAAGUCCAUCUGCCACCGUUAGUUCUUCAUUUCAGUUGCAAGGAAGACCUACCAUCAAACCCUAUAAACACGUUCGAAUGAUGGCUCUUAAUACAAUAAAAAAAAUAAUUGACAUCAAGGAAACAGAAGAUUGUCAGAAAGUAUUUAGUUUGGUUUGUCGUAACAAUGAUGAGCUUAAGGAACGGCUGUAUUCAUUCACGAUGGCCGAUGAAGAAGUGGAUAAAGUCUCAUUUUUAAAACUAUUGUCAAGGACCAUGGCCAACAAUGCGUGUACGGCGGAUGCGGAUAAGUUUAUGGCUUAUCUGGAAGCUCAUCAGCUGGACAUAGACACCAGCGAUCUUACGAAUGGUACCUUAUCGAAGGCCUUGAAGUUCGCAAAAACGAGGCUAAAAGUCGGGCGGACGUUUUCCUUCAACAAGUCCACACCAUCGAAAUUGAAAAGGGCAGUUAGUUCCAUGAUGUCGCCGUUUGGCAGCUCAACGAAUUUAACGCCCGCUUCGCAGCUGGCACAAAUGCGACUCGCCAGCUACAGCAAUAUUAAUGAAUUAGGCAGUGGUGAAAACUCUGAAGAAUCUCCCCCCAUAGCUCCUAUGUCUGUGCAACCGACCCGUAAAGUUAAGGCUUCCUCGUUAGGUGUAAAUGCUUUAAAGCGAUUAUAGCGUUUUUAUUAUAUUUUUUUUUAUCGUAUUUGUACAUAUUACAGUUUUUAUUAUAUUAAAAGGAUGCAGUUUUAAA
Cylas formicarius (sweet potato weevil) is the source of this 3691-nucleotide messenger RNA. It is a transcript of the gene pbl, whose product is annotated as protein ECT2. Gene Ontology annotation, biological process: nervous system development; regulation of cytokinesis, actomyosin contractile ring assembly; activation of GTPase activity. Bases 181 to 3615 code for a protein of 1144 amino acids. Gene Ontology annotation, cellular component: nucleus; cell cortex. Lineage: Eukaryota; Metazoa; Arthropoda; Insecta; Coleoptera; Brentidae. The record is from RefSeq and is a predicted model, not a curated record. Gene Ontology annotation, molecular function: GTPase activator activity; guanyl-nucleotide exchange factor activity. The transcript has 14 exons.